ACUGGAGACAGGUCACUCUUUGUUUCUGACGUCUAUCAUCAGGCUAUGAUUGAGGUUGAUGAAGAAGGAGCUGAAGCUGCUGCUGCCACUGCUGUUAAGAUGAUGAGGAAAUGUGCGAUAUUGCCAAAGAUGUUUCUUAUUGAUCAUCCUUUCUUCUUCUUUAUCACCUCUCAGACUGGUCUGCCUGUCUUCAUGGGACAUAUUUUGGAGCCAAAGACUAAAUAA
Messenger RNA from Rodentolepis nana, 225 nucleotides. Lineage: Eukaryota; Metazoa; Platyhelminthes; Cestoda; Cyclophyllidea; Hymenolepididae. The record is from the annotation of a GenBank genome assembly.